GAGUGAAGGCUUAAACGUAAACAUCGCCGCCCUUAUAUUCCCGCCCAGCCCAGUAGCCCACUGCUCCUCCCAAAAUGUCUCUAGCCAUGGUAGAGAGGUCCCUUUUCAAAGACAAAGACGGCGGCGCCACCGCCUCAACCACCAUCGUCAAACACCGAUUCCUAGGGUUUCUAAUCUGGCAAGCUCUCCAGUCCACCGCUCUCCUCUUCUUCCUCAAAAACCUACUCUUUUCUCCCUUCACUACAAACCCUCUAACCCCCUCAUUUCUCAGCUUCUUCGCUUUCGUUUCCUUCCACGUCUCGCUCCUCCUCUUCUCCAUUUCCGUCUUCGUUCUCUCCACUCCUCAUCCCCGCCGCGCCGCUUCUCCACUUGAGCUCCUGCUCGCCUCAGCUCGGAUUGUUUUUCUUCCCAAUUCUAGCUCUCAGCCGCUGCUUUCCCCCGACUUCCGCGGCCGCGCCAGGGUUUCUCUCUGCUUUGUGCUCUUCGUGGGGAUUUGUAGCCUUUCCGCAGCUGUUUCGAUUAUCUCGGUUUGUUGGAGUUCUGAUGCUUUUAGUCAAUUGCGGCCCAGGAGGAUGGUUAUCGGGAAGCUAGGGUUUAGGGGUUUGGGGAUUGGGUUCUUCUAUGGAAUUCACUACGUCUUUAAGAAGAGAUGGAUAUUGCAUUUCCCAAUUAUUCAGCGUCCUCCUUUCUUCAGCUUUAAGAUGGGGAUUCCUUUAGCUAUCAGACGUGCUGUGAAACUUACAACAGUAGGUUUCAUCCUGUCAGCUUUUCUGGCAUUUGUUCAUCCCAACGAGCUUAAGGGCCAAAUGACAGCCUGGAAGUUCAUUACUGAACAGAUUUUAUUCUACAUGGGAACUUUUAUGGUGUUUCUGUGCUGGGAAUUAUGUCAUCAUUUACAUCAGGUUCUGCAAACAAAACGGUUCAUAUUUUCGCAUCCAAAAGGUUCUGCAGCAGCUGAAACAAAUCCAAGUGAGCCUAUUCUCGUCACAUUGGAAGAGAGCAUGCCAAGGUCCCUAUUGCAAUAUCUAGCAUAUAUUGACCUUUGCAUGGUUUGUGAGAAUAAUGUUGAUUCUUGGCGCCGAGCUGCACUUUUUGAAGAAACUGGUGAGACUUACAAAAGAGUAGUGGCUGUAUGCUUGAAACCUUUAGAGCAGUUCACAAGAAGUUUGGGUGAAGUAUUGGAUUGCUCUUCCGCAGAUCCAUCUUUCCAACUAUCUUAUCAGCUAAGGUCACCAACAGAACAAUUAGCAGACUCAAAACUCUAUGAAUCAUUUGAUGACAGCCAGCUUCUUGUGUGGUGUGCCCGCGUUGUAUCUUCUUUGACUGCACGCUCACACACAGAGGAUCGCUACGGGGUGGCUCAACUCUCUGGGAGCAAUGCUGCCGUUGUUUCAACAUUGUUGUCUGGUUUAUUAGCUGUUGAAAUCUUGAUGGGCAAGAAGACCAACUUAGAAUCUUCUCAAUAUCAAAUGGAUCCCACUGGAAUUAAGUGGGCAACAUUAAGCUCCGGCCGAGAAAAGUCAACGGCAUGGGUUACAGGGAGAAGAAAGGGGAGCCCUCUGUAUACAGAAGCAUAUUCAAUGGCCGAUAUCCUGAAGACUUCUAUUUACUGCAUUGUGGUUGCAUUCCAUGAUGAAAUGUUGACUAGUGCUAAAGCAGGAGCUCUCGAUAAGGACUGGAUCACCAGCAGCAAGCCUCUCUAUGGAACACGAGAGCUGCUUUUACAGAAAUUACGUCUAUUCCUUGAUUUCCGAGCUAAUUAGUGUUGCAGAGAUUCCUGCUUUUCCUGUGAUGAUGCACAAGAGAUGAUUUGAAGUGUAAACGGUGGUGGGAAAGAAUGUUACCCAUAUGAUUGUAACAUCACUUUCCGGCUGUAACUAGUCUUCUGAGGGUUGAAAAGGGCAGGGAAUGUUGAUCCUGUAACAUCAAUCAUCGACGAAGGGGUUGAGGAUUUGAGCUCUUCCAUGAUUCUGGUGGAAGUUCUGGCUCUAUAUCUAUAAACUGAAGUUUUGCUGCUUCCUUGUGAAAUUACUGCCUUGCCAUUUGAGUGAGUGAGACCAAGGACCUUUUAACUUUCUUGUUCCCCUGUCACAAGAUGUUUCUUAUUUUCACAUGGUAAUUUUACUCUUUUAUGCUGCCCCUGAUGCACGUGGAGUGUUCAUAAUUCAUAUAUACAUUAUGUUUUAAAUUCCCUCUUAUUCACAGGCUA
Messenger RNA from Ipomoea triloba (trilobed morning glory), 2209 nucleotides. RefSeq lists its product as uncharacterized. Gene Ontology annotation, biological process: nuclear pore organization. Bases 75 to 1763 code for a protein of 562 amino acids. Gene Ontology annotation, cellular component: nuclear pore transmembrane ring. The record is from RefSeq and is a predicted model, not a curated record. Gene Ontology annotation, molecular function: protein-macromolecule adaptor activity. The transcript has 4 exons. Lineage: Eukaryota; Viridiplantae; Streptophyta; Magnoliopsida; Solanales; Convolvulaceae.